This is a messenger RNA of Osmia bicornis bicornis, 661 nucleotides long. It is a transcript of the gene Trs20, whose product is annotated as probable trafficking protein particle complex subunit 2. The transcript has 3 exons. NCBI's taxonomy places the organism in Eukaryota, Metazoa, Arthropoda, Insecta, Hymenoptera, Megachilidae. Gene Ontology annotation, biological process: endoplasmic reticulum to Golgi vesicle-mediated transport. The coding region runs from base 108 to 530 and encodes 140 amino acids. Gene Ontology annotation, cellular component: cytoplasm; nucleus; TRAPP complex. The record is from RefSeq and is a predicted model, not a curated record.
GACUGUUUUACCGACGCGGAAUUCGAAGUUCGGGCUCCACAGCUAAGUUUAAUGUAUACGAAUUAAUAAUUUAUAAUAAAAUUACAUUAGUCAGUUUAAUUAACACGAUGACUGCAAAUUAUUAUUUUGCAAUCGUCGGUCACACCGAUAAUCCUUUAUUUGAAAUUGAAUUUAAUAAUUCCGGGAAAGAUGCAAAGAAAGAAGACUAUACGCAUUUAAAUCAGUUUAUCGCACACGCUGCAUUAGAUCUUGUUGACGAACAUACAUGGAAAACAACAAAUAUGCAUUUGAAAGUAGUUGAUAAAUUUAAUCAGUGGUUUGUGAGUGCAUUUGUUACUGCAACUCAUAUCAGAUUUGUCAUGGUACAUGAUAGUAAAAAUGAGGAUGGUAUAAAGAAUUUUUUUAAUGAAAUGUAUGAAAUGUACAUAAAGUAUUCAAUGAAUCCAUUCUAUAAACUUAACACACCUAUCAAAUCUAUUGGUUUUGAGAAGAAAGCUCAACUGUAUGGUAGGAAAUAUUUAUCAUCUUGAAUUCUUUUAGUGUUAAUUUGUAUUAUAUUGUAAAAGACAUUGUGUAAGGUAUACUGAUUUUGUUUUCAGUGUAAAAUAUAUGUAAAUAUAUAAGAUUAUUACCAUUAAUAAAAUUUUAUUAGUAAAAUGUA